UGACAAAAUGAUCACUUACCGAAGCACCUAGCUCAUUAAAAUUUAAUUUCACGAUAUUUCAUAUUAAUAUUAGUUUAACAUAAUCCCAAUUCAUCAAUACAAUAUUCAUUUCUCAUAUAUUAACAUAUAUUACAAUUAUCAUAGGUCGAAUCAAUAUGAAAGACGUUUCCCAUAAAACUGUUCAAAACAUACUAACACAUCAUGUUUCGCAAUAAUAUCGGAUUAGCGUUAUAACUCACCUGAACGAGCAACGCGCCCAAACACAUCGAUCCAUAAAAACAUUAACCCAGCACUGAACCCUCUCCAACUAGCCACGUCAGAACUUCCGUUACCGUUACCUAUCAAAACUAUCAUUCACUUUUCAAAACUUUCAUUCCUACCGCAACCAACUCCAUCCAAGGAGCAUCCAACAACGAUCCCACCCGUGUAUCACGGUCGAUGUCAAAGCCCGAUGUUGAUCGAUUUUUUUCGCGGCUGGCGAUCAUCCAACAAGUUCGGUAGCUGUCGAGGACGACGCUCGCACCACCAGCUCGGACCACUAUAUUUAAAUAUAGUCGAAGAUCGUCGUAGAGGAUGGACGAACGGAGCUAGUCUUAUGUGUGAGCUGCUGAUAGCAGCCGCUCCUCUCGGUGGAGCAGCAGCAGCAGCAGCACCAGCAUCAGUGCCUUUUAGUACCACAUCUCUGACAGACAAAAGUAAUCCGAAGUCGAAGUCUCUCGCGAAGAGAAGUCGAAGUGACGCGGCCGUGCGGGCCCGGUCUCGUCCAUAAUUGAAACGUGUCCCGCGGACAAAAUCGUCUUAAGGUGAACGGUUCGUUCAGUCGGCCCGUGGACGCUGUUACGGGCUUCCUCUGUGCAUCGUUCGCUGACGGUCCGAGAUAUGUCGUCGAGUUGUUUCGCACCACCACCCAUUCGACCACCGAUCGACCUCAAAGACCAGUCUGAUACAGUCAAGGGCACCGACCUGAUCAGGGUGUCGAGGUUUUACAAGGACAGCAAGGAGGGAAAGUUCGCCAGCUACAUUCACGAAGACACCAGGACCCUCUACGAUGGCUUCCGCAGGGGUGCUAAGGAGUCCAACAAUGGGCCGUGUCUCGGCUGGCGAGAUGGACUCAACAAACCGUACCAAUGGCUUCAUUACAACGAGACUCUGCUCAGAGCGAAGAAUUUUGGCUCAGGACUGGUAUCGCUGGGUCUCUCGCCGGGUUCUCACACUCUCAUAGGUCUCUACAGUCAAAAUUGCCCCGAAUGGAUCCUCACCGAACAAGCCUGUUACACAUAUUCCCUCGUGGUCGUGCCCCUGUACGACACAUUGGGUCCCGACGCCUGCGCCUUCAUCAUCAAUCAGGCCGAGAUCAACCUGGUCGUCUGUGAGAAUGAUAAGAAGUGCAACUUGAUCCUCGACAAAGCGCCAAGAUGCCUAAGAAAGCUAGUGGUGAUAAGAGAGGUACGUCCAGCAACGAUCCAGAGGGCGAAGAACCGCGGCGUCGAGCUGGUAAGGUUCGAGGACGUGGAGCGUCUGGGCGCGCAGAAGAACCACCCCGAGCUGCCGCCGAACGUGAACGACCUGUGCACAAUAUGCUACACUUCCGGCACCACCGGGAACCCGAAGGGCGUGAUGCUGACCCACCAGAACGUGAUGGCCGGCGUUUGCGCGGUGCUGUUGCAGUUAGGCGAGCACAAGCCCUCGUACAAGGACACGAUGAUCAGCUUCUUACCUCUGGCACACAUGUUGGAACGGUGUUGCGAGAACGGCAUGUACAUGGUGGGCGGGUCCGUGGGCUUUUACAGCGGUGACAUCAAAACAUUAGCCGAGGAUAUGAAAGCCUUGAGGCCUACCGUGAUGCCAGCAGUACCGAGGCUCUUGAAUCGGAUGUACGACAAGGUUCAAACGGAACUUCAGAAUUCUUGUAUGAAGAAAAUGGUGUUCAGCAUGGGGAUGCGGGCGAAAGAAUCAGAGAUCAAAAAGGGUAUCAUCCGAAACAACAGUAUUUGGGACAAAAUAGCCUUUGGAAAGAUCAAAGAGUCGACAGGUGGAAGGUUAAGACUGAUGGUUGUGGGUUCUGCACCUCUUGCCGGAAAUGUGCUCACAUUCGCGAGGUGUGCCCUCGGUUGCUUGAUCGUUGAAGGAUACGGUCAAACAGAGUGUUGUGCGCCAAUUACUCUGACGAUUCAGGGUGACCAUGUACCGGAACACGUAGGACCACCGGUUGCUUGUUGCUGCAUUAAAUUGGUGGAUGUCCCGGAAAUGGAAUACUACGCAAGAAAGAGCCAAGGUGAAGUGUGUGUGAAAGGUACUAACGUAUUCAUGGGAUAUUUCAAGGAUCCUGUAAAAACCGCUGAAGCUAUCGAUGAAUUUGGAUGGCAUCAUACAGGGGACAUCGGCAUGUGGUUACCUAACGGAACGCUCAAGAUAAUCGAUAGAAAGAAGCACAUCUUCAAGUUAUCGCAAGGGGAAUACAUAGUUCCAGAGAAGAUUGAAAAUAUUUAUAUGCGCAGCCAGUAUGUACACCAAGUAUUCGUCCACGGGGAGUCCCUCAAAUCUUGCGUGGUAGGCAUAGUAGUGCCGGAAGUAGACGUUGUUAAAUGUUGGGCAGUGGAGAACAAUAUUGCGGGUACGUUAAGCGUAUUAUGCAACAAUCCGCAAAUCAAACAGUUAAUCCUGGAUGACAUGCUCGCGUGGGGAAAAGAAGCUGGCCUCAAAUCCUUUGAACAGGUCAAAGAUAUUUAUUUACAUCCGGAUCCGUUCUCCGUGCAAAAUGGCCUCCUCACACCAACAUUGAAAACAAAGCGACCCCAGUUGAAAGACUACUUCAAACCACAGAUAGAGGAUCUCUACCGACAUUUGGACUGA
Messenger RNA from Nomia melanderi (Alkali bee), 2853 nucleotides. Its product is annotated as long-chain-fatty-acid--CoA ligase 1. Gene Ontology annotation, cellular component: endoplasmic reticulum; membrane. The record is from RefSeq and is a predicted model, not a curated record. Gene Ontology annotation, biological process: fatty acid metabolic process. Lineage: Eukaryota; Metazoa; Arthropoda; Insecta; Hymenoptera; Halictidae. Gene Ontology annotation, molecular function: long-chain fatty acid-CoA ligase activity.